Messenger RNA from Lepisosteus oculatus (spotted gar), 2575 nucleotides. Its product is annotated as guanylate-binding protein 1-like. Gene Ontology annotation, molecular function: GTP binding; GTPase activity. NCBI's taxonomy places the organism in Eukaryota, Metazoa, Chordata, Actinopteri, Semionotiformes, Lepisosteidae. The record is from RefSeq and is a predicted model, not a curated record.
GUAGUUCACGCCUUGCAGCCGCAGGUCUAAAUUGAAAAUCCGGUACAGAUGCUCUUUUCUCAUUUGUUUGUUCAUUGUGUUACUCCGUUGUGGCUGUCUGGUGGAGGUGUUAAAAAUUGAAAGCGAGAAAGAUGCACUAUGAAACUGGAUUUCUGCUGCUCUGCUCCAUCCUGGUAUCUGUGCUGGGAUCCUCAUCAUUCCACACUUUCCCCUUCCUGGCUACUUGCUCCAGGGAAGCAGAAGAGAAGUCUUGCACAGAUCAGGGGGAGAUGCUGGCAAAUGAUGACAAUACCUUGGAAUUAAAGCCUGGGCCAGAGAUGGAGAAUGCAAUGGAGCUCGUGAUCAAUAGGAAUGGGAAGCUCUCUGUCAACCAGGAGGCCUUACAGGUGCUGUCCGAGAUUGAUAGGCCAGUAGUGGUUGUUGCGGUGGCUGGGCCAGCCCGAACUGGAAAGUCCUACCUACUGAACCGACUAGCUGGCAGGAAGAAAGGUUUUCAGUUAGGUUCUACUGUUCAGUCUCACACUAAAGGAAUUUGGAUGUGGUGUUUGAGACAUCCCACAAACCCCGAUCACGAACUGGUCCUGCUGGACACAGAGGGCUUUGGAGACCCAGAGAAGGGAGAUGACGACAAUGAUCAUUCGAUCUUUACACUAGGCAUUCUUCUCAGUAGUAUGUUUGUCUACAACAGCGUGGGAAAUAUUGACCAGAACUCAUUAAAAGAUCUACACUUUGUUACUAAGCUUGCUCAGUGGAUUCAAAAAGACACCCAAACCAAUGGCAGCAGCACGAGUGACUUUAUAACCUUCUUUCCCGAGUUUGUGUGGAUCCUCAGAGACCUAACCUUGGAUCUGGUGAUUUAUGGCGAGCCAGUCACUGCAGACCAGUACCUGGAGCGCGUUUUAAGGUUAAACAAAUACACUGAUGAGAAAGCUAAAAAGUUCAAUGACCUACGAAGAUGCAUUCGUGAAUACUUCCCUUCCCGGAACUGCUUUGGACUUGUCACUCCGACAAUGGCGUCCAAUCUGAAGAGACUGGAGGAGCUGCAGGAUCACGAGAUGGAUCCGCUGUUCGUUAAACAGUUUGCAGAUUUCUCAAGUUAUGUUUAUAACACAGCAAAAGCAAAAGAUGUGGACGGCAUGUAUAAUGUGACUGGCCGAGUGCUGGGCAAUUUAGUGGACACAUAUGUGCAGGCCCUGAACCAUGGUCAGCGCCUGUGCGUGGAGAGUGCUGUGGAGAGGCUGGCUGAUAUUGAGAACUCUGCGGCUGUGGAGAAAGCUGUGACAUAUUACACCAGCCACAUGAACAGCUCCCCUGUAACCAGCCUGGAGGAGCUGUUUAAACAGAACACUGAGCACUUCAACAAGUCCCUUGAGAUCUUCCUGAAGCACUCCAUGAUGGACAGAAACCACACCUACUACCUGAAACUUUUUAGAGCCUUGAAAGAAAAGUAUGAAGAUUUACGCCAUAAUAUUGAGACUGAGUCAGAAAAAAGGUGCACAUCAGUGCUGAAGGAAUUAGAAAGCAUUGUGAAAGAACGCCUUACUUCUGGAUACUAUAUCAAACCAGGGGGAUAUGGAGACUUCACAGCAGACGUAGAAGAUACUGUAAAGAAAUACAAUGCAAGGGUGGAGGGAGAAGUCCUGGCAAGCAAAGUUCUGGACAUAUUCUUGCAGCAGAUUAAUUCUUACUCUAAGAACAUACAGAGAGCAGAUACUUUGUUACAACAGGCAGAGGUGAAAGAGCGCCUUAAAGAGCAGCAGGAAGAAUCAAAGGAAAAGGCGAGGAGAGAAAGAGAGGUGGAAGAGAAGGAGAAAAUGAAGCAGAAGGAGGAGGCCAUUCGAAUGCUGGAGGAGAAAAAUGAAGAAAUCACUCAGGGGAUGACUAAGAGAGCUCAAGACAUCAUUAACAGGAAGAAGCAAGAACAGGAGGACUAUGAGAAAGAAGGGAGUAAAAAAGACUGGGAACGGAUGAAAUGGGAAAUAGAAAACUAUGGUCAUAAUCAAAAAUUGCAAAGGAAAUCUUAUUUUGAAACAUUUAAGAAGCUUUUGCAGUGGGUCUUCAGUUGGUUUUACUGAAGCAAGUUAGAGAGUUCAGGACAGCAGUGGGAUAGUGGGUUUUUGAAGAUGGUCGUAUUUAAUUGAAGUGUAAUGUCAUUUUAACUUGCCACCUUUGCUUUCAAAAUAUUCUGUUCACUGUGGCGAUGCAAUGUAGAAAAAUGAAAACAAAAUCCUUGUUGCUCAAUUACGUUUUUUUUCCCUUUGAUCAUCUAUUUUUUGUGGUGAAUUUGAUCUGAUGGAAUACAGUAUGUCCAUUUAUUAUUUCUCAUGUACCAGUGGUGACAGACAUUCUUGACAUACCUUCAAUGUCUAGUUUAAAUCUGCUGCUCAGAUCUCCUUCUUUCUUCUUUAGUUUUCAAAGGUUUACAAGUUGUUCAUGUGCUAAUGCAAAAUCAGCCUCACACAAAGAUGUACUUUUGUUUUUUCGCAGUGCCUGUAAACCCAGUUUAAAGUGCAAAUGGGAAAGGGGUUCAGUACUUCACAUGUAUUCCUCUGUUCAAUGAAGGUUUUAAAACAUU